This is a messenger RNA of Oncorhynchus mykiss (rainbow trout), 1252 nucleotides long. Its product is annotated as CD40 ligand. Lineage: Eukaryota; Metazoa; Chordata; Actinopteri; Salmoniformes; Salmonidae. Gene Ontology annotation, biological process: immune response. Gene Ontology annotation, molecular function: tumor necrosis factor receptor binding. The record is from RefSeq and is a predicted model, not a curated record. Gene Ontology annotation, cellular component: membrane.
ACCUCUUAAAGUUGAGAGAUUCCAGGAAGUGAACUCAGAAAAAUACACUAGCUAGUGACAACUGACAGUAGCUGUUCAGAUGUGUAUGGUGUGUGAAGGCAGUCAGAUCUCUCCUCUCUGUAUCUAGAUCCCUCUGCACCACCAUGAUCAACACUUACCAGACCAGCAUGCCUCCGCCACCUAUUCCCCCACGGCUAGGCUCUGUGUCGGCACCAGGACCAGGCCACAGCAAGCCUCUCCUCAGGUUUCUCAUUGGCAUGAUAGUGCUUCAAAUGGUUCUGCUACUGGGGGGAUUCACCUACCUGUACCACACGGACAACAAGUAUCACAAGGAGCUUGACAGCAAGUACCUGGAUGAUAUGAUCAUCCUGAAGAGACUUGAAGAGUGUGAGAAAGACAUCCAGUCAGUGCUGGACUGUAAGAAGCUUGUGGAGAAAUACAAAAGCAUCCUGGCAAAGGUCUCACAAGAGGAAGGAAGAGCUGCUAAACUCACUGGGGAUGGGCCCUCGUAUGGAGCCAUGGCACGCAUGAUAGUAAAGCAACCUGUUUCUGGUUCGCCCCCAACAAAGUAUCUGGAGUGGAACAUAGGCCACUCAGUGCGGAAGAACGUCCAGUACUACAUGUCCAGCUGGCUGAAGGUGCUGCAGCCUGGAGACUACAACAUCUACUCCCAGGUGGCUUUCUCCAAAUGGCACCCCAAAACCCCUCUGGCCAGCCGGGUGAAGCUGAGGAAGGGGGAGACGGGAGAGGAGAAAGACCUGAUGACAGCCUACUGCAGCCUGGGGGACCAGGAUCAUACAGACGUAUGUACAGCUUUCCAGGGAGGAGUGUUCAGUCUGGAGCCAGACGAUCAGCUUAGUGUGUGGGUGACGGACCCCAGCCUAGUCAACUAUGAGGAGGGGACUACCACCUUUGGAUUGUACAAGCUGUAGGCUGGUCAUCACAAUGGACAUUGCCUACAGUAUGGAGAUGAUGGACUACGUUACUUUGGAUUGGGCCUGUUUUUGGAGCGAUGAAUGGAAUCAAGGCCAUGUGAGUGGUUGGAGUGGGACAGGACUGAAUACAAAUCUGCUAAAUGGAUCUAAACAUGGACUAGACCAGUGGUUGCCAAACUUUCUAUAGUCCCAUACCGCUUCAAACAUUCAACCUCCAGCUGCGUACCCCCUCUAGCACCAGGGUCAGCACACUCUCAAAUGUUUUUUUUUGCCAACAUUCUAAGCCUGCCACACACACACUAUAUGAUACAUUUAUU